Molecule: messenger RNA, 5503 nt
Organism: Ceratotherium simum simum (southern white rhinoceros)
Lineage: Eukaryota; Metazoa; Chordata; Mammalia; Perissodactyla; Rhinocerotidae
Gene: MCC
Product: MCC regulator of Wnt signaling pathway
Biological process (GO): negative regulation of canonical Wnt signaling pathway
Cellular component (GO): cytoplasm
Molecular function (GO): calcium ion binding
Source: RefSeq, a predicted model, not a curated record
AAAACCCGGAGAGGUGGAAUCCCUCGCUCGGAGCGCCCCGGCGGCCACUGGGCAUGCUCGGUUGUCAGGCAGGUUCGGGGCUGCGAAGAGCUUUUGCGCCUCGCGGAUUCCUCCUCCUGCCGCGCGUCCUCCUCCUCCCGAGCAGGGAGCGGGCGCAUGAUGGCGGCGGCGGCGGGGAGCGCCAGCGGCGGCAGCAGCGGCGGCGGCGGCGGCGGCAGCAGCAGCAGCGACACGUCCAGCACCGGCGAGGAGGAGAGGAUGCGGCGCCUCUUCCAGACGUGCGACGGCGACGGCGACGGUUACAUUAGCAGAAAUGACUUGUUGAUGGUCUGUCGUCAACUGAAUAUGGAAGAGUCUGUGGCUGAGAUCAUGAACCAACUGGGCGCAGAUGAAAAUGGGAAGAUUUCCUUUCAGGAUUUUACAAGAUGCCGCAUGCAGCUCGUUCGAGAAAUUAGGAAGGAGGAAGUAGGCCUUUCUGAGAAGUCAGACAACUCCUGUAAAAAGAAGAAGCUGAGAGAUAGAAUUGCCUCCUGGCCCACCAGCAGUGACAACAGUUUAGGUGCCUUAUCAGCAGCCAGGGAGAGCUGGGAAUACGACUCGGGUGCCAGGGAUCUCCAGAGCCCGGACUUGCAGAGUCAGUCAGCCCUACAGAAGCUUCUCGAGUAUGGCGGAAGCUCUUUGCAUCAGCAGGCUGCUGCUCUCCACAAACUGCUCACACAGUCGCCGCAUUUUGGCAACUCUGUAGGAGGAAGCUAUCUAGAGCUGGCCAACACGCUCCAUUUAGCAGCCCUGGCAUCACUCAAGGGAGAUAUAGUGGAGCUUAAUAAACGUCUGCAGCAAACGGAGCGGGAACGGGACCUUCUGGAAAAGAAAUUGGCCAAGGCACAGUGUGAGCAGUCCCACCUCAUGAGAGAGCAUGAGGAUGUCCAGGAGCGAACGACGCUUCGGUACGAGGAGCGCAUCACAGAACUCCACAGCAUCAUUGCUGAGCUCAAUAAGAAGAUAGACCGUUUGCAAGGCACCACCAUCAGGGAGGAAGAUGAGUACUCAGAACUGCGAUCAGAACUCAGCCAGAGUCAACAGGAGGUCAACGAGGACUCUCGAAGCAUGGACCAAGACCAGACCUCUGUCUCCAUCCCUGAAAACCAGUCCACCAUGGUCACUGCUGACAUGGAUAACUGCAGUGACCUGAACUCGGAGCUGCAGAGGGUGCUGACGGGGCUGGAGAAUGUCGUCUGCUGCAGGAAGAAGAGCAGCUGCAGCCUGUCCGUGGCCGAGGUGGACAGGCACAUCGAGCAGCUCACCACGGCCAGUGAGCACUGUGACUUGGCUAUUAAGACAGUCGAGGAAAUUGAGGGGGUACUUGGCCGAGACCUGUAUCCCAACCUGGCUGAAGAGCGGUCUCGUUGGGAGAAGGAGCUGGCUGGGCUGAGGGAAGAGAAUGAGAGCCUGACCGCCAUGCUGUGCAGCAAAGAGGAAGAGCUGAACAGGACCAAGGCCACCAUGAACGCCAUCCGGGAGGAGCGGGACCGGCUCCGGAGGAGGGUUCGAGAGCUUCAAACUCGACUACAGAGCGUGCAGGCCACAGGGCCCUCUAGCCCUGGCCGCCUCACUUCCACCAACCGCCCAGUUAACCCCAGCACUGGAGAGCUGAGCACAAGCAGCAGCAGCAAUGACAUUCCCAUCGCCAAGAUUGCUGAGAGGGUGAAGCUAUCAAAGACCAGAUCCGAAUCUUCAUCGUCUGAUCGGCCAGUCCUGGGCUCAGAAAUCAGUAGCAUAGGGGUGUCCAGCAGCGUGGCAGAACACCUGGCCCACUCUCUUCAGGACUGCUCCAACAUCCAAGAGAUCUUCCAAACACUCUACUCACAUGGAUCUGCCAUCUCUGAAAGCAAAAUUAGAGAGUUUGAGGUGGAAACGGAACGGUUGAAUAGCCGUAUUGAACACCUCAAGUCCCAAAACGACCUCCUGACCAUAACCCUGGAGGAAUGCAAAAGCAACGCUGAGAGGAUGAGCAUGCUGGUGGGGAAGUACGAGUCCAAUGCUACCGCACUGAGGCUGGCUUUGCAGUACAGUGAGCAGUGCAUAGAAGCCUAUGAACUCCUCCUGGCGCUGGCCGAGAGCGAGCAGAGCCUCAUCCUGGGGCAGUUCCGGGCGGCCGGUGUGGGGUCCUCCCCUGGAGACCAGUCAGGGGAUGAAAACAUCACUCAGAUGCUCAAGCGAGCUCACGACUGCCGGAAGACGGCUGAGAACGCCGCCAAGGCCCUGCUCAUGAAGCUGGACGGCAGCUGCGGGGGAGCCUUUGCCGUGGCCGGCUGCAGCGUGCAGCCCUGGGAGAGUCUCUCCUCCAACAGCCACACCAGCACAACCAGCUCCACGGCCAGUAGCUGUGAUACCGAGUUUACUAAAGAAGAUGAGCAAAGGCUGAAGGAUUAUAUCCAGCAGCUCAAAAAUGACAGGGCUGCAGUCAAGUUGACCAUGCUGGAGCUGGAAAGCAUCCACAUCGAUCCCCUCAGCUACGACGUCAAGCCCCGGGGAGACAGCCAGCGGCUGGAUCUUGAAAACGCCGUGUUGAUGCAGGAGCUGAUGGCCAUGAAGGAGGAGAUGGCCGAGCUGAAGGCCCAGCUCUACCUCCUGGAGAAAGAGAAGAAGGCCCUGGAGCUGAAGCUGAGCACUCGGGAGGCCCAGGAGCAGGCCUACCUGGUGCACAUCGAGCACCUCAAGUCCGAGGUGGAGGAACAGAAGGAGCAGCGCGUGCGGUCCCUCAGCUCCACCGGCAGCAGCGGCAAAGACAAGUCCGGCAAGGAGUGUGCGGACGCUGCCUCCCCAGGUCUGUCCCUGGCUGAACUAAGGACCACGUGCAGCGACAGUGAACUGGCUGCGGAGUUCGCCAGUGCCAUCCGGCGAGAAAAGAAGUUAAAGGCCAGAGUUCAAGAGUUGGUGAAUGCCUUGGAAAGACUCACCAAGAGCAGUGAAAUCCGACACCAACAAUCAGCAGAGUUUGUUAAUGACCUAAAGCGAGCCAACAGCAACCUGGUGGCUGCUUAUGAGAAAGCAAAGAAGAAGCAUCAGAACAAACUGAAGAAGCUGGAGUCUCAGAUGAUGGCCAUGGUGGAGAGACAUGAGACCCAAGUGAGGAUGCUCAAGCAAAGAAUAGCUCUGCUGGAGGAGGAGAACUCAAGGCCACACACCAAUGAAACGUCACUUUAAUCGGCACAUGGGCACCGAAGUUCUGCCCAUGGACGCUAAACUAUAGCAGGUCACCGAGGAGAGAAGGGCCCCGGGGGACACAGUACCUGUUGGGAGAGUGAGAAGGGGAAGGUUGGCAGGUAGGUCAGCACUUGGACACUGGAGUGCCAUGGACUCAGCCUGGGGGGCGAGUGGCCCUGGUGACACAGUGUAGGCUGUAUCCACAGGAUCCUGUUCCUCCCCUCCCGGGCCGUGGACGGCGUGUAAAUACCCGCGCAGUGUGCCGUGCUCAGCAGGCCUUUCUUCUGCUUUCAGCACUGGCUUUGCCAUUCUCCCAUCUUUUCUGUUCUGGAGGUUGUGCAUCAGUCGUAUCCCACACAUUUGCUUUAUAAGAUUUUCCAGUCCUUUCUUCUCUUUUUUUGUAGACAGUGACCUUAUCUCUGGCAUCCCCAAUUUCUCCUCUUUCCUUCUCCUUGAGGGGAAAACUGACACUCACAGAGGGGUCUGUGUGUCUUCAGCAUCUAGAAGUGCUGAUUUGCUUAUUGCAACAGACUUUGGUUUUCAAGUCCCACAUAUCAACUCUAAGAUAUAGGCUGUCACUCAGAGGUGCUCUGGGAGGUGGAUUACAGGAGCAUGGUGCACAGGUGUUCCUUACAGUCCUAGCUUCGGUGACGUUACAGGUAGAGAAACCCCAGGGCUGUUCCUGAACAAUUCUGUAUGGGAGAAUGAAAACUUCCUUCACCUCUCACUGUGGAGGCAGUGCUGGGAAGGGAGCUCUCUUUGACUCUGGGAUCUCCCCCUCCCAGUAGAGCCUUAUUAACAGCCAAGACUAAUUGCUGACAGAACGUGUUAAUACACGUAGGGGAACUAAAAUUUUAUUAGGAGUUUUUUCAAGAGCAGAGGAGCAUAACUGGUACUUUUCCCCCACCCCAGGGCACUACAUACUUGCUGUUCUGCAUGAAUCAAAGUACAUAUGUAGCUCAGCACCUGCCUCUGUUUUUCUAAGGGCAAGAGGCAGGACACUGAGUAGAUACUGCAUGUUUUGCAGGCUGAUCCCACCUAUUUAAGAAACUGCUACUGAACCCCCAGUUCAAGACUUCGCUCCUGCUGUUAUGAAGGGCAAGGGGUGAAGGAGUGGUUGCUGAGGCCUCCUUUUACCCCCUCCCCCCCAACCCCGAGACAUGGUGAUGGUUAGCAUACGAUGCUUAAACAGGUUCAAUUUCAAGCAAAAUGCUGACAGGGCUGGGCAGGACUGAAGUACCUGAAUUCUUUCAGGAAAGUCUUCCAUCUUAAAAUAAAUUCAUUAUUCCUCUUCUAUUGUAACAUUCACUGUUUUACCAACUCUCGCGUUGUGUUUCAAGUCUUCUGUAGCUGCCCUACAUUGACACAUUUUCAAGGACCACUUGCCAUUUAUUCUGUAGCACCUAAAGAUCCACCCAAAGUCCCCUACGGGAAAUGGGUCACAAAGUUUUGCUUAUGACCAGAUCACUGCAUUAACCACGUCCAUGAGCUAAAGGUCUGUCUUCAGAGAGCAUGGUACAAGUUCCUCAGCGUUCUGCCUAGUGGGGAAGGACACUCCAGCCACCACUGUGGAGGACAGAGCAUUUCUAUCCCAAAAGCAAUCACCCUUCUUUCUCUGGCCAGCAGUGAGGGCUGCCCCAUCUUCAAAAGGAAUCAACUGGUAUCAGUCUGGAAGGAUCAGCUUUUGGGUGCUUUGAUCACUGUGAAAGUAGUCACUGGCUUCUCUUUCUGUUAUGAAUCAUUUUGUCAAAGUUGGUUCUUGUGAUUUUCUUUUUAAUCAAUUUUUAUUCUUUGGAUAGUUUCAUUUUGUCACAAGGAAAAUGUUUUGGUAGAAAAGUAUGUGCAACAAAAGGUUUAAUAGACAAAAUCAUUGUUUUUGUCAUUUUUCCAGCCUGCCUAGGGAAAUGUCCUUCCUUAAGCAAACUGGGAUGUGCAAGGUGGGAAACCAUUCAUGGCUUUCUCUUCUGUGACUAAACAGGCAUCAAAAGUUUUAUUUUCACCAACACUGAAAACUAUGGCUGAUGCAGGUAUAAAAUCUUGUCUGCUGACUUCUGUCUACCAGUCUCGCUCCAAGUUAAAACUGAAAACCCACCCUUUUAGGGUCAUAUAACUCGCCCCAGACCCCAGAGGUCUCAUUAUGAGCCAUCAUGAGCUCCAGUAUUGCUCAUCCUAUCUGGCCUCAUUUUGAGUUUAUAUUUCAACAUAAUACUUUUCAAAUAUGUGGUGAUUGGGUGAAAACUAUUUCCCUAGCAAAACUGUUACCUUUAUAAAUGUGUAGAAAAAGAUAUUAAAUAGU